Spirodela intermedia is the source of this 7254-nucleotide messenger RNA. The record is from the annotation of a GenBank genome assembly. NCBI's taxonomy places the organism in Eukaryota, Viridiplantae, Streptophyta, Magnoliopsida, Alismatales, Araceae.
AUGGCUGCUACUGCUUUUGGGUAUGUGGGCGUGUUGGUGUCAGAUCCAUGGCUCCAGAACCAGUUCACGCAAGUCGAGCUUCGAUCCCUCAAGUCCCAGGUGAAGGUCUUUCCUCCUUGUCCUAUUUAGACUUCUGGACUGGAAUGGCUGUUAAUAUUUUUCCGCUUUUUUUUUUGGUGCUGUUCCUUUGCUGCUUGAAUAUUUAUGCUUCGGUAGUACCUCGCCAUGAGGGAUCUCUCCGACGGUGGCAUGAAAAUGACCGCCGCUGACCUAGCCGGUAGAAUGUCGGACUUGAAAUUGGCCGGUGGAUCUCUUAGCGGCGAGGAGAGGGGGUCCUUCCGGGAUUCCUUUCCCGACCUAGGUCAACCGGCGGACUUCGAGCUCUUCCUCCGGGUACAUCCUCUUAUUCUCGCUUUCUUUCUUGUCCUGUUAACAUCUAAAGCAACAGUGUGAAUUCUCGUUACGGGAAUUUUGCAGAUGUACUUGAAGCUUCAAGGGCACACAGGGACCAAGAACUCCUCUGCCUUUCUCAAGGCUGCAACAACGACGCUGCUUCACACUAUUAGCGAGUCCGAGAAGGCCUCCUACGUUGAACACAUAAAUAACUACCUUGCCGGAGAUGAGUUUCUUAAGAAAAUCAUCCCAAUCGAUCCUCUCACUGAUGACCUUUUCGAGAUAGCAAAGGACGGUGUUCUCAUGUGGUGCGUUUUCCUCUCCUCGAACUCGUCCAUUUUCUUUAUUUUUUAUUUUUUAUCGGUGAGAGGAAUGGUUUAAACGGUGGACGAUGCAAUAUGCAGUAAGCUCAUCAAUGUUGCUGUUCCUGGAACUAUUGAUGAGAGGGCCAUCAAUACCAAGGCUCUGCUCAACCCGUGGGAGAGAAACGAGAAUCAUACCCUCUGCCUCAAUUCAGCCAAGGCCAUAGGUUGUACAGUAGUUAACAUUGGGACAGAAGACUUGAUUGAAGGGAGAGUAAGUUGUCAUCUCUGUUCUGUGUUAUGGCCUGCUUUAUUUUGAGAUUGCAGGAUCCAGAUAACUCGAACUUCAUAAUGUUUUUUGGUUCCAUUUUGCGUUUGUUUCUCUCUAGCUUUCCUUUUUCUCAUUUAUAUAAUUCCCCUCAUGAACGGUUGUCUACAUUUAAAAUAAGACGACCCAUCGUCUUAUUUUAAACCGUCUUCUAGUUACCAUCAUUUCCAGUAUCAGAAUCAGGAAAAUUGUUUUGUAUCUACUAAAUGACUGAAGAUUGAUAAAGACUUUACCAACUUUUUCAGCCUCAUCUUGUGCUUGGGCUGAUAUCGCAAAUCAUUAAGGUAUGCAAUGGCUCUCUUUAUUUAUGUAUCUUAUUGACGGAUUUUGUCCAUCAUUUUCAUCCACAUUGUUCCAACUAUCUGUGAUCAUGGACAUGGUUGCUAGCCCGCUAUUCCACUUCAUUGUAUUUUUCUUAAUACAUUCCAGGAUAUUUUAUUUUCGUUUUCUCCACAUUUUUGCCCUAAAAAAAUGAUAACAUGCCACGUAAUUGGUGCUCAUAUUGGUUCCUGUGUGUCACGUAAAUUCAAACUUCUCAUUUGGAGUUUAAUCACUUCGUACUCACAGCAGAUUGAAUUUACUCCUUCGAAAUGAUAUCCUAGUGUUAUAAUUUUAGCACAAGCUUUUUCAAUAUAAAUCCACUUUUCUGGUAUAUUCCUCAAAUCCACUAUGGCAUCUUUGACAACAGAAAUGUUUUUACAAUAGAUAAUCUCUGGAUUCAUGCUAUGGUUCCCAAGGAGUGUGGAGGUUCUAUUGUACCAAAUCUUUCAAUGUAUGUGUCUACGCUGAAUUCUGGAGAAAUACUUAAGCGUGCACAUUUCUCAAGUUUUUCCCCUUACAGGAGUGUUCAAUAUAGCAUCACCAGUGUCGCCUUUGAGAUUUAUUUUGUUUAUAAAUGUUUUUUAUUUAUGUUGCAAACAGAUACAACUUUUGGCUGAUGUUAACUUGAAGAAGACUCCUCUGUUGGUGGAGUUAGUUGAGGAGAAUAAGGUGAAAACUUUUCUUUCUCUUCCUUUUGGUGGUUCAUGUUUGUUGUCAGGAUAUUUAUUUCAUAUGGAGGUUUGAGUGAAGAAAUUUGUAACUGGAUAUUUUCAUUCCUAAAACUUUGCGACCUACAGGAUCUAGAUGAGCUAAUGAAUCUUGCACCUGAAAAGAUUUUGUUAAAGUGGAUGAAUUUCCAACUGAAGAAAGGUGGUUACUCAAGGACCGUGACAAACUUUUCCUCAGAUGUGAAGGUUUGUGCUAAGCUUGUUUCUUGAACUGCUAGGGGCUUAAGUUUAUUACAGAUUCACUUUUUUGCAACUUAGAGCAAUAACUUGUUGCAUUUGCGGCGAUAGUUCUUAAUGGCUACUUUUAUUCUGAAAACAAGCAAAAAAAACAUAAUAUUUAGAAAAAUAUCGCUCACACUCAUUCUAGUUCCACAAGGGUACCUGUGGAUUAGUAGUACUGCCAGGGAUUUGUUUGACCUCUUGUCUGGGUUGGCUAGGGGCCGUCGUUUUAAAAGGUAAAACCUUGCAAGAAUCCAGUAGGAUAAAACCUUUAAAAGUCGGUAAGAACUUGCGUUUAACUGGCCACAUAAUUUUUUCCGAGCACAGUAGAGUAACAACAAUGUAGUGUCCUUAUUUUUCUUCCUCAUACUCAGGGAAAAGGUGACGUGACAAUAAUGUUGAAAACUGUUUUUGUUCAGUUCUCCUAUACGGAUUCGUUUUCAUUUCCUUUCUCAAAUGGAGGAUACACGGAACAGAACUUUUCAAGCAACAUGUUUUUCUAUUCUGUAAAUGGCAGGAUAGCGUUCUUUUCAUUAAGAGUGCCAUGCUGGCAUAGGCUCAAACAUUGGAAGGUACCAUCCAUGGUAUGCUGAAACAGAUGUUGAUGGUCAUGGAGGAUACUAUGCAAUGUACUUGUGGUCAUGAAGGGUAGUAUGUAACAGAGGUCGAGAGCCAAACACGGCAAUAAGGGUUCUAAUAGACUUGAGACAGAGGACGAUGUUCUUUGUUAACAAUCACAGUAAUAUCCUGGUUUGAUGAUCUUCAAGGUGAAUCUAGUGGUAUCCUCACCAAUUAGUUCCGGUUAUUGAUGGGGUGAGAGAAAGGUGCUGACCUUGUGGGCAGGUUAGCCCAAUGUUGACCCAAUUUCACCAUAUGUUGUCAAGAGCUGUAAAGUUCCUGCCAAUGCAUUAGGGAGUCACCAUGAAUAUGUUGCAUGUGGGAUGCCACAAAUGGUUGUUUUAAAAUUAAUAGCGAGAUGCACAAACGGAUUCAGAGAUUAGGUCGCUAUAUGUAUAGGAUCCCCAGGGGACUAAUAUAGGAGGCAAAGUGGUGGCGGUCCUCCGGGCUGUAAGCCAAAUUUAUAUCUUUACAUCGGGAAAUCAUAUACAGUUCUGAUCUAUAGAGGAAAAUUUUAUUUAUCCAUCCAUCUCAUGUACUUGUGGUAAACAAACUUGUAGGACGCUACAGUUUUCUGUUGCUUUCUGACAAUAGUAUGCUGUAGAUUUUUCUUCUUCUGAUAAUUCUUUUUUUUUAGAGAUUGAUUCCAACUUUCCGUAGAAUCAUUCUGAUCUGAAUGAAAGUUUCAAGUUAAAUUCCCAAAAUUAUCUUUGCCAGUUCAGCCUUGUAGAACAGUUAUAUUCUGCUCAUGUCUUUGGAAUAUUUUUCAGUCUUUGAGUUGGUGAUUUAUUUGUGUGACAGGAUGCAGAGGCUUACACUUGUCUUCUGAAUAUUCUUGCUCCUGAACAUUCUAGUGGGAGUUCUGUGACUGUCAAGGAUUCUCUAGAAAGAGCAAAGUUGGUUCUUGAGCAUGCAGAAAGAAUGGGCUGCAAAAGAUACCUGACCCCAAAAGACAUAGUCGAAGGUUCAACGAAUCUUAAUCUGGCUUUUGUGGCACAUAUUUUCCAGAAAAGGUGAGAACAUUAUGACACCAUGUGAAGUUAUCAAAAUUACGACGUUAGUAUUAGAGCAUUUUUAUUAUUUAAAUUUCUGGAAUCAUUUGGCAAUUUCCGGGCACAGUUUCUGGUCAUAAAUUACUUGCAAAAGUUGAUUUUGGUUUUCAGGACAUUUUGUGAAACAUGAAAUACCUCGAUAUUUUGAAAUGCAUCGACCGUUGGUCUUUGGUUUCAAUUAGUCCUUGGUAGAGUUAUGACCCUUUUAAGUAAACCAGGGAGGAAACCAAUAAACGAAAAUUUUAGAAGUAGCACUUUCGGAAAAACUGCAGGUGGGGGAUUUUCCCAGGUUUGGAUCAUUCUUGAGAUUCCGCACUAUGACAAAGGAUAAUGUGAAUGAAUUUUUUUUAUAUUAAAAACUGAUAUAUCAUGGAACCGGUCUUCCUGGCAUUCCUUUUGCCUUCAGGAUUUUGAUCCAGAAAUCUUAUCUAUUUGACUCUUUUUCUGUUCGCACCAUAUGUUUUAGAGCAUAUCGAUGUGAUAGUUUACAAUUUUUCUAAAUCCACUGCCCUUUACGGUCUGUUGUCAGAAAAUUUAUGAAAAUUAUGAUGACCUCAGGAAUCCAUGGAGUAAUAAGUUAUUCACUGUGCAUGGUACCAGUUAUAAAUCUUCUUUUGUGAUUUCUUUUUCAUGAGUGUGCAUAAUCGGAUGAAUACAGGAAUGGUCUGUCCUCCAAGGCGAAGCAAAUCACAAUCUUCGAAACAAUGGAGGACAUACAAGUUUCUAGGGAGGAGAGGGUCUUUCGGAUGUGGAUCAAUAGUUUGGGAAUUUCAACAUAUGUCAAUAAUAUAUUUGAAGAUCUUCGAGAUGGGUAAGUAUGGUUUCUGGAAUGUUUGCAAGUUGAAUGGUUGACGACAGGAUAUGUUGAUGAAAUUCUUGCUUUCUUUCUUUCAUCCUUUCUUUCUUUGUAUAGACUGAUGGUCAUUGAUAAAAUAUGCUUUACUAUUUAGGUGGAUACUCCUGGAGACUAUUGACAAGAUAUCACCUGGUACGGUUUGUUGGAAGACUACAAGCAGGCCUCCAAUCAAGAUGCCAUUCAGGAAAGUAGAAAACUGCAAUCAAGUCGUGAAGAUAGGGAAGCAAUUGAAGUUUUCCUUAGUUAAUGUUGCUGGGAACGAUAUUGUGCAAGGGAAUAAAAAACUUAUUCUAGGUGUGCGCACUGUGAGACAAGACUUUAUGUUCUUUCCUACUUACUAUUUCUUUGCCCGUCUUCGAUUUACUGUGCCCUUGAGUAGUCUCAAGUGUUUGCAAUUUAGUGUUUUCAAGUUGCUUUGAAAAAGGACUUCUUACCUUGGCCUGUAUUGAAGAAGCUUGUUGAAAAUUCUAUUGGAAAGCUUGAUGAUAAAGUUUCUGCAGUUCAGCGAUCUGAGAUUUUCAUGGAAUUUGUGCAUUACUCUUUCCCUUCUUUUUCUGAUUUUUUUUUUUUUUUUCCCCCUCCAGGGUUCCUUUGGCAGUUGAUGCGAUACAACAUCCUCCAACUGUUAAAGAAUCUGAGAUCUCAUUCCCCUGGGAAGGACAUAACAGAUGUAGAUAUCUUGAACUGGGCAAACAAUAAAGUGAAGGAUUCAGGAAGGCGGUCUCAUAUCGAAAGCUUAAAGGUUCUCCUCCUCCUCCUCUGUUUUUCCUUCUUAACCCAUGUUUUCGUUCACGCCUCACUGAAAUGCUUCACACCGCAUAUUCUUCUUAAAAAUCUGUUGAUUCCUGCACCUUGGCAUAUUUUUCUCUGAGGUAUGAGCACACCUUCGCCGUAGAAACUCAAGCCUAAAGUCUUCUGGCGUGAGGUUUUAUUUGGCUUCUACUUUUGACUGAACAGUAUUGUUGGUGUAGACUUCGUCGUUACUCCCAUUUGAUCUAUUAGUUGAUCCACAGUCGACUACGUGGCUUUGUGAGAAACUAAGGGAUAUAAAAGUAGUUGAUGCGGAGGAAGGAGAUUGCCAGAAAGAAAGCUGGUUUGUGCGAUAUGAUUAGUGAUGCACAUUGAAAAUAUGAUCGUACGUGAUGAUUUCCUUGCUCCCACCUUCUAAUUAACUUCAAACCAGCUAUGAUGCUUCAGGUUCCACACACACACACACACACACACAAAAAAAAAAAAAGGGAUCCGACCAGUAUUCCCAUUUUCUUGAAUCAAGGCGAGGUUCAAGACCAUUAUCCUCCUUUACAUCCAAUGCUAGUUGCAUUCUUAUACCUAGGAAAGCACGAUUAAUGAUGCUGUUAUUUCAUGAUCAUGUUUAUAUGAUCAACAGGCACAUAUUAACCUCACAUUCAUUGUGGGGACAACUGCGAAUCCAUAGGGUUUUCUGUUGGCACCACUAAGUACCUUCAGCACAGUGGAAGAAGAAGGCUAAGAGUGGUUUAGCUUUCUAUUGGUACAUUUGCAUUUUUAGAAAAAGUGGAGUUCAGUUGACUUGGUUAUCCAAGUGCUGCUGCCUUUAGAAUGAGAAGGGUCCAUCCACACACAAAUUAAAAAAAAGAAAGGAAAACAAAAAGGGUGAAAGAAAGCAAGAAGAAGAGUGGAAAAUGAGGUCAAUGCAUUACGGUUCACCACCCUCAAAAAUUAGAAUCUUCUGGGCUUAAUUAUCCUUCGUCUGUUCAAAUUUAGAUAAUGGUUCACCCUUCCGUGAAUAUUAUUCUUAUAAUAAUAAUAACAUUGGGUCUUAUCUCCGUUGACCUUCAUCAAUUCGAUGUCUUCCUAUCUCUCCAGGACAAGACUCUCUCCAACGGCAUCUUCUUCCUCAGUCUUCUCAGCGCGGUUGCGCCGCGAGCUGUUGACUGGACUCUCGUGAAAUCAGGAGAGACAGGUACACACACAUACUCACACAAUCUCAGUUCUAAGCUCUCUGUAACGAUCUCUUUCUUUCCGAAAAUGGCAACAUUUCUGCCUUUUUUUUUUCUUUCUUUAAAUGAAAAGCUUCUUCUCCUGAUUGCCCUUUCAUUAUUCUCCUUGGUUUCUGCAGAAGAUGAGAGAAAACUGAACGCCAGCUACAUCAUCACGGUAGCCAGGAAGCUCGGCUGCUCCAUAUUUCUGCUGCCAGAAGACAUAUUGGAGGUACCAACGGCACCAGUUUCUGGCCCCUCUCUGUCGGGGGUUGCCUUGAUGAACACGUGGCCUCAUCCUGUUUCCUUUUGGGCAGGUGAAUCAGAAGAUGAUGCUCACGCUGGUGGCCAGCAUCAUGUUCCGGUGCUCCCGGCCCUCGCCUGAGGACUCAUCCGGACCGUCCGAUACCGACGGGGGGAGCCCAUCGGAGGACUCCGCCUCCGAGACUUCGACGGAGGAGAGCGGGAGCGGAUUAUAG